AUGUCCGACUUCGAUGAACGACCUGCCUCGGAGCGACACGGACCAGGCAGCACACGUCUACCCCUUCCACGACCCGAAGCUGAAGGGGAAGUGCGGUUGCCCACGGUCGCAAACGCCUCGCCUGACGAGAUGUUGCACGCCGACCUCUACAAGACUUGGUUGAACGUCAAAGUCACCAACUUCAACUUGGGAUCUGGACGGGGCACGCUUCAGCGAUGGCCGUUCGACAAACCAACGGUCGAGCAGACCAUGGGCCGUAUGCCAUCUGGCCAGGGCACCGUCUACAUGGACGAUCUUGGUGGCGUCCGGGAGGCCAUCGAGAUGACCAGUGCCCGCAUCAAGAAGGACGUCGCCAACGCCAACAAGGACGAGGCGCCCGCAAAGAAGGGCGUCGCCAAGAAGCCGGACGACACCAAGGAGCCCCGCUGGCGCCAGUAA
Kalmanozyma brasiliensis GHG001 is the source of this 438-nucleotide messenger RNA. RefSeq lists its product as uncharacterized. Bases 1 to 438 code for a protein of 145 amino acids. The transcript has a single exon. The record is from RefSeq and is a predicted model, not a curated record. Lineage: Eukaryota; Fungi; Basidiomycota; Ustilaginomycetes; Ustilaginales.